UAUUCUCUGAUGCAAGCUCUGACUGACCUUGCGAUUUGUACUGUUAAAGGUCUACACGUGCGGAUAACAGGCUAGUCAGAUCUCAUUCGCUUUCGUGUUUAAGAUCUAGAUCUAGAUCUAUCAAGUAUUUAAAAUGACUUCAGUUUCAAAAAAUGUUAUCAUUUUUAAUGGUGCCUUUAGAAGAUGUUGGUUUCAAAAGAGGUUUAAGUCAGAUAAAGUGAAAGGACAUGUAAUUGGAAUAGAUUUGGGAACCACAAACAGCUGUGUGGCUGUGAUGGAAGGUAAACAAGCAAAAGUCUUAGAGAAUUCAGAAGGUUCCAGAACCACACCAUCUGUAGUAGCAUUCACUAAAGAUGGAGAAAGACUUGUUGGGAUGCCAGCUAAACGUCAAGCUGUGACCAACUCUCAAAACACAUUGCAUGCAACCAAGCGCCUGAUUGGUCGUAGAUUUGACGACCCUGAAGUGCAAAAGGAUAUAAAAACAGUGCCCUACAAAAUAGUAAAAGCUUCCAAUGGGGAUGCAUGGGUGGAAGCUCAAGGAAAGUUAUAUUCACCUAGUCAGAUUGGUGCAUUUGUCUUGACCAAAAUGAAAGAGACUGCUGAAAAUUACUUAGGCACUAAAGUCAAGAAUGCUGUUGUAACAGUUCCAGCAUACUUUAAUGAUUCACAGAGACAGGCCACCAAAGAUGCUGGUCAAAUAGCUGGGUUAAAUGUUCUUCGAGUUAUUAAUGAGCCAACAGCUGCUGCACUUGCCUAUGGAAUGGACAAAACUGAAGAUAAAAUAAUUGCUGUUUAUGACUUGGGUGGUGGAACUUUUGAUAUUUCCAUAUUGGAAAUACAGAAAGGUGUCUUUGAAGUGAAGUCAACAAAUGGAGAUACUUUCCUGGGAGGUGAAGAUUUUGAUAAUGCUUUGGUGAAUUUCUUAACUACUGAGUUUAAGAAAGAGCAAGGCAUUGAUAUAACAAAAGAUUCUAUGGCAAUGCAGAGGUUGAGAGAGGCAUCAGAGAAAGCUAAAUGUGAACUCUCAUCUUCAAUGCAGACAGAGAUAAAUCUUCCUUAUUUAACAAUGGAUUCCUCUGGCCCUAAACACAUGAAUCUGAAAUUAACACGCUCCAAAUUUGAAUCUAUUGUGGAAAACCUAGUGAAGCGAACUAUUGGUCCUUGCCAGAAAGCUCUGCAAGAUGCUGAUGUCAAGAAAACUGAUAUUGGUGAAGUUAUCCUUGUUGGUGGCAUGACACGUAUGCCCAAGGUACAAACUACUGUUCAAGAAUUAUUUGGGCGUACACCUAGUAAAUCAGUUAAUCCAGAUGAAGCUGUUGCUAUAGGUGCAGCCAUUCAGGGAGGUGUGUUGGCUGGAGAUGUUACUGAUGUUUUACUUUUAGAUGUGACUCCACUUUCUCUUGGCAUUGAGACACUUGGUGGUGUUUUUACCAAACUGAUUAAUAGAAAUACAACUAUUCCAACAAAGAAAAGUCAGGUCUUUUCUACGGCUGCAGAUGGUCAAACUCAAGUUGAGAUCAAAGUUCACCAGGGCGAAAGAGAAAUGGCAGCUGAUAACAAACUCUUGGGACAGUUCACAUUGGUUGGCAUUCCACCUGCACCCAGAGGUGUUCCACAGAUUGAGGUUACCUUUGAUAUCGAUGCUAAUGGUAUCGUGAAUGUGUCAGCCAGAGACAAGGGAACUGGAAAAGAACAACAAAUUGUCAUCCAGUCAUCUGGAGGAUUGUCAAAGGAUGAAAUAGAAAACAUGGUUAGAAAUGCUGAGCUCCAUGCUGAAGAAGACAAGAAGAAAAAAGAAAUGAUAGAGGUACUGAAUCAAGCUGAUGGAAUCAUUCAUGAUACUGAAAGUAAAAUGGAAGAAUAUAAAGACCAGCUACCUAAAGAAGAGUGUGAUAAACUGAAGCAGAAGAUAGCCACUGUGAAAGAAAUCAUUGCCAACAAAGAGAGCAAAACACCAGAAGAAAUCAAGAAAGAAACAUCUGACUUGCAACAGGCUUCCCUGAAAUUAUUUGAAAUGGCAUACAAAAAGAUGGCUGCAGACAGAGAAGGCUCAAGUGGUAGCUCCAAUUCUAAUACCAGCAGUGAGGACAAGAAAGAAGACAAAAAUUAAAGUGAAGAAAGAAGACAAAAAUUAAAGUGAGAAGAAGAUUGGCUUUAAAACAAAGUGUAAACAAGAAGAUUAUUAACAUUGUGGGUGUGAUUAGAACAGUAUGAUCUGCAUGUAUGAUAUAGUAAAUAGUUAAGUAUGAAUGUGUAGAGUGUUUUCAUUGUUCAAGAACCAGAUUUACAUUAACAAAAUGUAUUAUUUCCACUGUUUCAUGUUUUCUGACCAUACAUCAUGCAUCAUUCUUUUUUUUUUAUCAUAUUUAUUGUGUUUUUGUUUUUCUGAUAAUUGUAUUGCUGAAAACUUUUGUACAUUUUUUCACAAAUAAUGUUGAAUUAAAAUUAGAUGUUAAAUGUUAAGACUUUUUUUUUUUUAAAUUAACCGUAGGCCUAUCUAUUUUUUUUUACUGGGCAUUUUAUGAUUAUAGCAGUUUGUCCAAAUAAUGUGAUAUAAAGAACAAUAAACUGUAAAAUAUCAA
This is a messenger RNA of Biomphalaria glabrata, 2582 nucleotides long. RefSeq names its product stress-70 protein, mitochondrial-like. The transcript is spliced from 17 exons. Gene Ontology annotation, biological process: cellular response to unfolded protein; protein refolding. Lineage: Eukaryota; Metazoa; Mollusca; Gastropoda; Planorbidae. Bases 134 to 2110 code for a protein of 658 amino acids. Gene Ontology annotation, cellular component: mitochondrion; cytoplasm. Gene Ontology annotation, molecular function: ATP binding; ATP-dependent protein folding chaperone; misfolded protein binding. The record is from RefSeq and is a predicted model, not a curated record.